Messenger RNA from Caretta caretta (loggerhead turtle), 2757 nucleotides. It is a transcript of the gene FGF4, whose product is annotated as fibroblast growth factor 4. NCBI's taxonomy places the organism in Eukaryota, Metazoa, Chordata, Testudines, Cheloniidae. Gene Ontology annotation, molecular function: growth factor activity. The record is from RefSeq and is a predicted model, not a curated record.
UUUUCUUUGAUCUAAGUAUAAAGUGGGAGCUCGGAGGCGAGUGUAUUUUUAGAGCAAUUGACUCCCUUCUAACCACGUGUGCUGCCCAUGUUGAUCAGGAUGACUCUCCCCUCGGCCUUCUUGCCAAUCUUGCUCCUGGGACUGCUUUCGCCUUGGGUGGUGCGCUGCGUUCCUUUCUCUGCCCAGCACAACGACACCCUGGAGUGGCGCUGGGAGACUCUCUUCUCCCGCUCCAUGGCCAGGCUCCCGGGGGAGAGGAAAGAGAUCAGCCGGGACAGUGACUAUCUGCUGGGCAUCAAGAGGCUGCGACGUCUCUACUGUAACGUAGGCAUCGGGUUUCACAUCCAAGUCUUGCCAGACGGCAGAAUCAACGGGAUUCACAACGAAAAUCGAUACAGUCUGCUUGAAAUUUCUCCAGUGGAAAGAGGAGUGGUGAGCCUAUUUGGUGUUAAAAGUGGACUCUUCGUAGCCAUGAAUAGCAAAGGCAAGCUCUAUGGAUCUACCCAUUUCAAUGAUGAGUGCAAAUUCAAAGAGAUUCUUCUGCCGAACAACUACAAUGCUUACGAGUCCAGGAUUUACCCUGGCAUGUACAUAGCUCUGAGCAAAAAUGGAAGAACAAAGAAAGGCAACAAAGUGUCUCCCACAAUGACAGUGACACAUUUUCUUCCUAGAAUCUGAGCCAUCUUCCUUCAGACCUACCUCAGCACAGGGGAAGAGACAAGCCACGCUUGGGGAAAACAUGGUGCACUUUUAUUGGAGAGUUUUAUGCAAGACUAGGUGUAAGAUAUUUAAAUUAAUUAUUUAAGUCUGUAUAUAUUGCCACAAAAUUAUUUAUAGUUCUGAUUUUUUUUAUUUCUAAAAACAAGCAAACAAAAAACCCAACCCAAGGUAUUUCAUUUGAUGGUGCAACUGUAGAAGACUUCUGCUUUGUGGUUUAUUUAACUUUUUUUAAAUUUAUCACAGGUGUGCUGCUAUUAUGUGUUUUAAAACAAGUGAAAUUCGAUUCCUAUAUUACAAUGUUUUGCACUGUUUGUGUGUUGUACAGUGUUUGUUGGUGUACACGUAUUUGUUUGUUUUAUUUUUUAACCCACCACCACCAGAUAAGGUCUUAGUCUUUGAAAAUGAGCUGUGCAAACCUUUCUCAGUUCUGAUGCUAGCUUGUAGGAACUUACAAUGUCUGACCUCCUUUGUGCAGUGUUGCUAUUUAAUUGAAAUGGUAUCGGUUUACUUCUGGUACAGAAAGUGCAGUGUUGAAGUACUACCCCACAAAUCUGUUUUUAGAUCUGCCAGUGCUGAACUUUGAACUUUCCUGCAGUCAAUCUUUGCAGAGCUACUAGGCAGUAGAGACCCUUAAACAACUAUAUAAACUCAUUUUUUUUCUGUUCAGAUAAAUAGGAGCAUCAUUUCUUUUGUGACCCUUAGAGAAAGCUAAUAUUACAUAUGAUUGCUUUGCACAUGAGGUCUAAAAAGUGUGUCAACCCCUCCCCUAACAAACACUGUGAAAUAUGCUACCAUGAACUCAUUGUGUUUAUUUAUUCAAAUCAAAAUUCCUUCUUCAAAUUUGUAGACUACACUUAUUUUCCAAAGCCUAUGAAACUCUAUUGCUCCCAUAAUUUUUAAAUAUAUAGUCAAAACACAUUUUCUGGUUCUUGAGAAACCCAAGCUCUAUAGAUAGAAGUCAGACUGGUUUUAAGUGAGUAAAGCUGGUCUAUAUUAUUUUUAAAAUGCAGUGUUUGGAAGGAGAAAUAUGCUGCUCUUUUCUAUGUCUCAUUCCCUGACAAAGUUAAUUAAUUUCUACCUCACUAAUUCUUGAAGCCAGUCUCCUAACAAAAUCUGCAUAGAAGGUGCAAACUUUUCUCUUCAGUAUUAUAAUUCCAGGAAGGGGGUGGAUCUUUGCAAUCCCAAAUCUCUAUUUUUCCAUAUGUAGCCAGAAGUAUUUAAGAUAGAGUCAGUUGCAUCCUAUUUGAGCCUUGUCACGUUUGAGCUAUCUUUACCCAGUGAUUUACUUUUAGUAAGGAUAAUCAUGGUGAAAAUAUUUGCAGACAGCUGUCAGGCUGCAGCACUAUAUGGUCAUCAAGUAACCCUAUAUUUUUCUUUCUAUAUUUUGCAAAUGUAACCCAUGUCUCUAAAGUAAUGAAGGAAAAGGCAGGUUUGAUCAUGAAAGAAGGGAGAAAGGAGACCCUGAAAUGAUGGUAAACUUUUAAUUUUUUUAUAAAAGUGAGACUUCAUGAUCUUAAGUUGAAACCAGGCCUGAUCACAAUGUUUAGUGAAUAAGUUUAAUACUCUUACAGGAUGUUUACAGACAGAUAAUCUUCCAAAUUCAACUAAUCAUUUUUGGACAUAUACAAGUCCCAAGGCUGCAGAAAAUUUGAGUUCAGCAUUUUUUCUUUCUACAUUCCUAUAUGAAAAGUUUUUGUUCCACUAGAAUCACAUAUGCUUGCAUAUAUACUGUACUUACAAAUGACCUUGAAAAGUAAAGCUACUCACCAAAGUUCAGUGAGAUCAGAGUGUAGCAGGACCAGAUUUUAAACCAUCUACUGCUGCUGUUCAAAAAUAAAACCAAAUUAAAAACAAAAAACAAAGCCAAACCUAAUGAAGCACCUAGGAAACAUGGUACCUAAGGAUUUCUCUGCAAUUUGGGGGUUUUCUGUACUGUCUCUGUUUUCUAUAUUUGAGUAAUCAUCAGUGUAAAGUAUCAGAGGGGUAGCCAUGUUAGUCUGUAUCCACAAAAACAAUGAGGAGUCCAGUAGCACUUUA